UAGAAGCAGCAGGAUCAGCUGUCAGGGAGCUGUUCAAUCAACAAAAUCGUAACAAGGGGGAAUACAUACUUUUAACUCCGUAUUUUACUUCAUUAAAAUCAUAUCUCCUGGUGAGUUAUCAAAGGCAUGGAACAAGCAAAGCAGGAGGCCUUCGAUCAAGCCAGACUGCAGGUGAUCAAGGAUGGGUAUGAUAAGGCAUUUGAUUGCAUCAAUAAAGCUCUCACCGAGGACGAGGCAGGGCACAGGGCAGAGGCACUCACUCUGUAUCGGCAAGGACGACAGCAUCUCCUCCGGGCCAUUAGUGUGCCCUCGCAAGGAGAGGAGUGUGUCGGGCCUUCCUGGGAAGCGGCUAGGCAGAAGCAGCGCAAGAUGCAGGAGACCCUGAUCAACAUCACCACCCGUCUAUCCAUGCUGGAGACCACCUCGGACAUCUCUGAGGGAAGCAGCACGGCCCCUCAGAAGCUUUACCCUGAUGUCCCAAAAGCCAAACCAGAGAGACCAAUUCCGCCACAGGUGCUUGUCUCUAACGGCAAGGUUUCAGGGGCUGCUGGUGGGCCUCUGGCUGGGAUGCAGGGGCCUCCCCAAAUAUCCCCCACAAUUCAACACAAUAUCUUAAGCGAUCAGCCCCCUAUUUACACGCCACAAGCUGCUGAUGGGCACCUGAGCAUUUCUUAUGGCACAGACUCAGGCGAGCUCUCCCUUGUUGGCGACGAGUUUUACAGCCAUACAUCUAAUUCUACACCUUCUUCUCAGAGCCUGGGGGAGGAUGGAGAGGAGCUGUAUUUCCUCCCUCAAGGUGUACAGAUCUUCUUUGUAACCCCAGAGGGCCAAGUAAGUGCUCCUUCUUAUCCAGGGUGCCUACGCAUCGUAAAGUUCACCAAUGAAUGCUCGGAAAGGAUUCCAAACAGACCACCUGCCUUCCUUCAGGUUUGUGACUGGGUUUACCCCUUGAUGGCCACUGACUCCCCAGUCCUGCUUUGCAACACGGGGGUCUACAUGUUCCCGGACAUGAUGACUCCCACCCCGGGAUCCUACGUUGGGGUGGUCCUUUCUUCUGAGCUUCCUCAAAGUGAACGAGAGACCUUCCAGGACCUCCUCUCUCAGAUGACUGACUUGCGUGUUCAGGUAUCAGAUGGUGAAACGGAUACCAUUAACCUGGGACAGAAGGUGCUGAUGGGGCCUCUUGCAGAUGAAGCAGCGCCCUCUGCUGUAGAGGAGGAAAAGGUACUUCCUGAAUGGAGCGAGAAGGUGGCCCAGGGGAUCCUGACAGGGGCUUCAUGGUUGAGCUGGGGGUUGGUGAAGGGGGCGGAGUAUACAGGGAAAGCCAUCCAUAAAGGUGCAUCCAAAUUACGAGAGCACAUCACCCCAGAGGACAAUCCAACCAAUGUCAGCCCAACUGUAGCCAAAAGCCUCCAUGUAGCCAAACAGGCCACAGGUGGAGCUGUGAAAGUCAGCCAGUUCCUUGUGGAUGGAUUGUGCACUGUCGCUGGCCAUGUUGGCCGAGAGUUGGCGCCACAUGUAAAGAAACAUGGAGGAAAACUCAUUCCAGAGUCUAUGAAGAAAGACAAGGAUGGAUGCUCCAAUAUUGAUGGUGCCAUGGUGGUUGCAGCCAGUGGAGUUCAAGGAUUUGCAACAAUGUGGAUGGGAUUGGAAGUUGCAGCAAAGAACAUUGCAAAGAGUGUUGCGACAGAGACUGUUACCACUGUGAAACAUAAGUAUGGGGCUGAAGCGGGCCAGGCCACGGACCAUGCUGUCAACUCGGCCAUCAAUGUGGGUGUCACUGCCUUCAAUAUCGAUAACCUUGGAAUCAAGGCAAUGGUGAAGAAGACGGGCAAAGAGACCGCCCAUGCCAUUCUGGCAGACUAUAAAGUACACGAACCAAACAGUCAAGUUGAAAAACAUAAAGACCAAAAAUAGAGUUCAGAUUUUUCUGACCGCUUUUGUUUCAGGUGUCCAUUUUUAAGAACAAACCAAAGGUCAUACUUUCAAAAGACAUUGAUUUUUUGCAGUUGUUCUUUUGAUGUUGGUGACACCAAACUCCAAAGACCUUAAUGAGACUACUACAGUUAACUGUGCUGUUUAUGUUUGUGCUACUGCUGUCUCUGUACUAUUGAAUAUAUCACAGGGUAAAUAAUAAAUGUACUUUAAAACAAGUUGACUGACUGCCUUACCUGGCGGACGGUAUUUCUGAUUUUGCCUUACACUUCAUCAGCAAAGUGAACUGAAUAUAUCACCUUGGAUUAAGCCAAUGAUUUAUUGGGAUCUACAAUUUAUUUGGGUCAUAUUUAAACCUCAAAAUGUUUGCAUGGUUUGUUUCUUAUAAAUGAAAACCUAAAACACAUUGCAAGCCAAAGGCAUACUUGUCCUGUUUUCCCAUAGAGCCUUAACAAAUAUAAUAUUCUUGUAUUUAAUAUUAAUAUAAAUACAAAUAUAUUUAAGAUGUUUAUAAUAUCUAUAUUAGAAUGCUUUAUGGUAUAUUUUUUUGUAACUGCAGACCAGUUUGCUCCAGGUACUUGGUGGAAGUAUUGUUUUUUUUUGUUAAAUUUGUUUUUAAAAGCACUUUAAUCCCUGAUUGGACCAGACAUGAACAUUUUAGUAGGGUGAUGGGUGCAAGGUUUACCUGUGCAUUAAAAGUGCAAAGGAAAAUAUCAGUGCAUCAGUUUAACCUUUUGAGGUUAGAUAUUGUGAAGGAUUUUUAUUGGAAGCCAAGAAAAAAGAAAAGAAAAUUGGGAAAUAUUUAAAAUAGUAUUAUAAAGUUAAAUUAUAUAUUUUAAUAAUAUUUUUAAUGAAAGAGGCAUACAAUAUAUUUCAAACUAGCGACAUGAAACUGUAACACACCAGAUAUACAGUAUGAUGUUCUCCCAUUGUAGAGAUUCAUCUUUUAGAGAUCAUGAAAAAUGUUGACUGCACUAUUUUUCCCUUAAAAAAAAAAAAACUUGACUACUGACUACAUUUCCAUGUAAUUAUGGACAUAUAGACAAUUCAAAUAACUUUAAAUGGUGUAGUAACAUUUUACAUUUCACUGUAAGCAUUAACAGGCCCUAAAUGUGUUUUCAUGGUUUCAUUAAUGUUUUCAUGGAUAUUUAAAUGUCUUAUUGCAAUAUAUGUCUCAAUUAAAUGUGCUGACACUGUAAAUGAUAUUAAAGUAUAAAAUGUUUAA
Molecule: messenger RNA, 3160 nt
Organism: Xyrauchen texanus (razorback sucker)
Lineage: Eukaryota; Metazoa; Chordata; Actinopteri; Cypriniformes; Catostomidae
Product: spartin-like
Exons: 8
Coding region: 127-1917 (596 amino acids)
Biological process (GO): negative regulation of BMP signaling pathway; cell division
Cellular component (GO): plasma membrane
Source: RefSeq, a predicted model, not a curated record